Messenger RNA from Aspergillus ibericus CBS 121593, 4454 nucleotides. RefSeq names its product inositol polyphosphate kinase VIP1. Lineage: Eukaryota; Fungi; Ascomycota; Eurotiomycetes; Eurotiales; Aspergillaceae. Bases 470 to 4306 code for a protein of 1278 amino acids. Gene Ontology annotation, cellular component: cytosol. The record is from RefSeq and is a predicted model, not a curated record. The transcript is spliced from 3 exons. Gene Ontology annotation, biological process: inositol metabolic process; inositol phosphate biosynthetic process. Gene Ontology annotation, molecular function: 5-diphosphoinositol pentakisphosphate 1-kinase activity; inositol hexakisphosphate kinase activity; diphosphoinositol pentakisphosphate kinase activity.
CUGGAUAAUAGGCUAGUAGUCUCCUACUACCGGCCUUUGCUCUUUCAAUGUUCUAUGUUCGUCUGGGUUAGAGUCAGAAUUGUCGACAUUUUGGAGUUUAAGUUUGCUGUUUGCCUGUGGUCGCAACCAAAUACCUCAGACUGGAUCCAUCAUAUCGAGGAAGGAAGGCUAUUACCCACAGCUUAUGGUUGCCCUUUCAAGAUACCAUACGAAUCAAGUUCGAGGUACGCCGCCACCGCGAUCGCCAGCACCCAAAAAAAAAGAGGAAAGGGAAGAGGGAGCCCGUGCGAUUAGAAUCUUCCCCCAGGAAUGGGAAUAACUAGUAACUACGUCACUGAAAACCGACUUUGUCAUCUGUCGAUUCUUCCCGUGGCCACAGCUCCGCCAGCUAGCUUCUACCAGAAUUUGAUCAGGUGUUUCAAUUCAUGAUAGUCCAACAUCUUUGCCCUAACCUAUAGCCUUAUACUCAAUGGAUUUCAGGGGGCCCAACAAUUGCUCCUCUGAUAAUCUUGAUCCUACUGGCGCCAGCAUGGAAGCAAAGCCGAAUUCUCUAGCAUCAUCACCGAGUGCAGGUUCCGAUCGGACAGGCAAAGGCCCUUUCAGCCUACUAUACGAACCCACAGCCUCGGGCUCUUCAAAGAGCAAUUUGAAUGACGCACAAGGCCGCAGACCCAAGUCGCACAAGUCUGAUGCUCCUUCGGAUCAUUGUAACGCUGGGCAAGUUCCAAACUCUUCAACCCGCUCAUCCAGCCGAGCACCCAGAAGGCUAAGUGGGAGCACAGCCGCCAGCUCCAUCAGUGAAGCCGAAGUUUCUGAAAUACCGCAGCUAGGGAGGAUCGGUGUCUGUGCUCUGGAUGUGAAAGCACGCAGCAAACCUAGCCAAAAUAUUCUCACGCGUCUUCAAUCCAAGGGUGGGUUUGAAGUUAUCGUCUUUGGUGAUAAGGUGAUUCUUGAUGAAGCUGUAGAGAAUUGGCCUGUGUGUGAAUACCUGAUAGCAUUCUUUUCUGAUGGAUUCCCAUUGGACAAAGCCAUCGCUUAUGCUAAACUUCGGAAACCGUUUUGCGUCAACGACUUGCCUAUGCAGAAGGUGUUAUGGGACCGGCGGCUCUGUUUGAAAAUACUAGAUCAGAUGAGUGUCCCGACGCCCAAAAGAUUAGAGGUUAACCGAGACGGCGGACCUACGCUGGAAUCCCCAGAAAUUGCCGAGCAUGUAUAUAAACUGACAGGGGUGAAACUUGAGGGUUCCAGCGACGGAACUGGUGGAGGAGCCUCAAGGACAAUGAGCGUGAGAAUGUCUGACGAUGGCGAUGCUCUAAUUGUGGAUGGCAAAGUUUUCAGAAAGCCUUUCGUCGAGAAGCCGGUAAACGGCGAAGACCACAAUAUCCAUAUAUAUUUCCCCAACGACCAACAGUACGGUGGUGGUGGUAGGAGACUUUUCCGAAAGGUCGGGAACAAAAGCUCUGAAUACGACCCCGAUCUUGUUGUUCCAAGAUCGGUGGCAGAGAAAGACACAAGCUACAUUUAUGAACAGUUCCUGAGGGUCGAUAAUUCUGAAGACGUCAAAGCCUACACGGUCGGACCGGAUUUUUGUCACGCAGAGACACGAAAGUCUCCUGUGGUUGACGGACUCGUUCGCCGCAACACCCAUGGCAAGGAGCUCAGGUACAUCACCAAAUUGAGCAAGGAGGAAGCAGCCAUUGCUUCCAAAAUAUCGAAUGGAUUUGGUCAAAGAAUUUGCGGAUUUGACAUGCUCCGUGUGGGAGAGAAAAGCUAUGUGAUUGAUGUAAACGGCUGGAGUUUUGUCAAAGACAAUAAUGAUUAUUACGACAAAUGCGCUAGCAUUUUGAGAGACGCCUUUCUAAAUGAGAAGCGCAAAUGCGAAGGGAUCCUGGAGCCUACUGAUACUCUUCCUUCGGAUUCUGGUCAUCCAUGGAGGCAUUCUAUCUCCCACAGACAUACCCUAAAGACCCUGCUGAAAUCGCCAAGUGCAUCGAAGCUACACGGAAACCAAACAGGUCCUAGAAGUCCUGAUACAGGCUCGUCGGACUCCAUUGCUACGAGGCCAAUAACUUCAUCAUCUGCUGAGAGAAUCGACAAUGGAAACAGCCAUGUAGAUCCUAAUGGGCUAGAGAAACUCGCGAACUCAAGGGCCUAUGCCGCGCAAAAUUCCAAGUCGCCUAUCUUGACAAUGGAUCCGCCUUCCCAAGGGCCACCGCCACCGCCAGCUUCCAAACACUCGUGGAAGCUCAAGGGAAUGGUGGCAGUUAUCAGACACGCAGACCGUACACCCAAACAGAAGUUCAAGUUCACCUUCCACAGCCAGCCUUUCAUCGACUUGCUGAAAGGUCAUCAAGAAGAAGUGGUGAUCAAGGGUGAAGCCGCAUUGGCAAGUGUCUCCCAUGCUGUCAAAGUUGCUAUGGAGCAAAAACUCGAAGACAUGGAAAAACUGAGAUUACUCCGUACAUCUCUAGAGAGAAAAGGUGGCUGGCCAGGGACAAAGGUUCAAAUCAAACCCAUGUUUCGCAAGCGAAAACCGGAAGAACUACGUGGGCAAUCAUCGUCGGCCCUUCCGACAUCACCUACCGAUCCACCCCAAGAAGAGUCUUCUAUACCUAUCCACAACCAGUCUUCCUCAGAAAACGAUCAACUAAGCCGACCUCAGACGCGAAGUGACUCAAUAUCUGGUGCAACUUUCUCGAGAUUCUCUGCUGCAGAAAAUGACUUGAUCCUGGAUAAGCUGCAGCUCGUAAUCAAAUGGGGAGGGGAACCCACACAUGCAGCACGCUAUCAAUCACAGGAUUUGGGGCUUAACAUGCGUGAUGAUCUAAAGUUAAUGAACAAAGAGGCGUUGAAUAAUGUCCGUAUUUACACAAGCUCAGAACGAAGAGUGAGCACGAGUGCUCAAAUUUGGGCUUGCUCUUUUCUCGAUCAAAAGGAACUUCCCGAAAACUUUAUACAAGUACGGAAAGAUCUUUUGGACGACUCCAAUGCUGCAAAAGAUCUCAUGGAUAAGGUCAAGAAGAAGCUAAAGGUGCUUCUGAGAGAAGGAUCCGCGCCCUCGCAAUUUACAUGGCCGAAGGAUAAUAUCCCGGAGCCAUCAAUCGUUCUGGCUACCGUUGUCGAACUGAUGAAAUACCACCGAGAUAUUAUGAGACACAACUUCCGAAAGUUGGAAGGAUCAUCAUCUCUAUCUGCAGCAACGAAUGGUAUAGAUGAUAACAGUACAUUUUCCCCCCAGCCUAACGUGGGAUGCGAGACACCUUUGUCUUCUAUCCAAGGACGGUGGUGUACUGGGGAGGAUCCCAUGCUUUUCAAAGAAAGGUGGGAGAAGCUCUUCGCCGAGUUUUGUGAUACCGAGAAGGUCGACCCCAGUAAGCUUUCUGAGCUCUAUGACAGCAUGAAGUUUGAUGCGCUUCAUAAUCGGCAAUUUCUAGAGUGGGUCUUCAUGCCGCCUGAUAGCGAUGACAGCGAUGAUGAUGAUGAUGAUGAUGAAAAAUAUGGUCAUAGCUUGAAGAAAUCCAAGAGAGAUGAUACCCUCGGAGAUACGGGACUCGGCCAUGACAAAAAUGAAGAGCAUACAGAGGGUUCGCAUUUCGCGCAUCGAUUCGGAUGGAAAAAGCGUAUGCAUGCACUUGAAUUAAUGCCACACUUCAGGGCCCUUGAUGACAGCUAUGACCACUACUUCAAGUUGUAUCCUGGCUCCAGUCCGACGAAGGCCAAAAUAGAUGGGAGACUUUCGAAGUUAAGAGAGCUAUACAAGCUCGCUAAGGUACUCUUUGACUACGUGACCCCACAAGAGUAUGGAAUCACGGACACAGAGAAACUGGAGAUUGGCCUCUUGACCUCCUUGCCGCUCCUUCAGGGUAUCGUCAGAGACCUAGAAGAAGUUCAGGCCUCGCCUGACGCGAGGUCUUUUUUCUAUUUCACUAAGGAAUCCCAUAUCUACACCCUUCUUAACUGCAUCUUGGAAGGAGGCAUCCAGACCAAGAUAGCCAGGACCGCUAUCCCUGAGCUGGACUACUUAUCUCAAAUUUGCUUUGAACUUUACGAAGCCAAGGAUUGUGAAUCGUCGACAAAUUCCUAUUCGAUUCGGAUAUCAAUCAGCCCUGGAUGCCAUGCUUUCGACCCCCUAGAUGUGCAGCUUGACUCCAGACAUGCCAUUGGAUGCGCCCCAAGAAGGAGUUUGACUGCCCAUCAUGAUUGGAAAGAGGUUAUAGAAACUCUGAAGGCAAGAUUUGACACGGUCAAGCUCCCAAAGACAUUCAUUGCGGUGAACCUUAGUGACAAGCACGGAUCAACCUCUUGAUGAGCGUUUCGGCGGGAGUUCCGGAGGAGACCCUAUUCGCCCAUCAUAGAAGAUUAUGGCUAUACAUUGGCUUCUCUGUGUCCCUAUUUCCGGUAUGAGACGGUGGUUUCACGAGUCUGUUUACGAUGCCAAAUACUAUAUCUAUCAC